Molecule: messenger RNA, 4606 nt
Organism: Gadus chalcogrammus (walleye pollock)
Lineage: Eukaryota; Metazoa; Chordata; Actinopteri; Gadiformes; Gadidae
Gene: dph2
Product: diphthamide biosynthesis 2
Exons: 6
Coding region: 100-1563 (487 amino acids)
Biological process (GO): protein histidyl modification to diphthamide
Molecular function (GO): 2-(3-amino-3-carboxypropyl)histidine synthase activity
Source: RefSeq, a predicted model, not a curated record
UCUUUCUUUACCAUUGACCGCAGUCAUAUUUUUCUUACCCUAAUCCUUGUAAUAAACAUUUGUUUGUCCUUAUAUUCUCAGCCACGACUAAAUGACAGGAUGACCGACGCAUUCAGCAGCAACUCUGAUGCGGUCCUCCGGCGUGGAGUGGACGUGACGUCAGGGAGUGAUGCUCCCUUAGAAAACGUAGAGGAGCAGUACCAGAUUAAAAGAACCUGCGACUUCAUUAAUAACAAUGGUUUCAAAAAGGUUGCACUACAGUUCCCAGAUGAAGUGCUGGUGCAUUCUGUUCCCAUUGCCACAGAGAUCGAGAAAAGUACGUCAGCCAAGCUGUUCGUACUGGGAGACACAUCCUAUGGCAGCUGCUGUGUUGACGAGGUGGCGGCGGAGCACGUGGGGGCCGACUGCAUCGUGCACUACGGCCGGGCCUGCCUCAGCCCCACCACGCGCCUGCCGCUCAUCUAUGUUUUCGAGCGGCGGCCCCUGGACCUUGAGAAGUGUGCCGCUGCCUUCAGGGAGCUGUACCCCGACACGCAGAGCCACGUGGUCGUGCUGUACGACGUCAACUACUCUCACGCAAUCGACGCCCUCCAGGCGCUCCUCACGCCCUCCUACCCCAACAUGGUCGUCUCCACGCUCGUCCUCGACCACUGCCACGGUCACAGCGAGCCGCCGCCGCCGGUGGGGCCAGGGGAGCCCGGGGUGGUCCGCGAGUUCAGCCGGCGCUGCGCCCUGAAGGCGGGCCUGGGCGUGCGGGACUACAGCGUUUUCUUCGUGGGCCCCGAGGGCGCGGUGCUGCGCAACUUCAUGAUGACCUGGAACCGCGUCCGCUUCUCGGCCUUCCAGCCCGCCACCUCGGCCAGCCGCGCCGAGUCGCCCGCCGUCAACCGCGCGCUGAUGAAGCGCUACUACGCCAUCGAGCGGGCCAAGGACGCGGGCGUGGUGGGCAUCCUGGUGGGCACCCUGGGCGUGGCCGACUACCUGGCCAUCAUCACGCAGCUGAAGGAGACCAUCCGCCGGGCGGGCAAGAAGAGCUACAUGUUCGCCAUGGGCAAGCUCAACGUGGCCAAGCUGGCCAACUUCCAGGAGAUCGACGUGUUCGUGCUGAUCGCCUGCCCCGAGAACUCGCUGCUGGAGCACGCCGACUUCUACAAGCCCGUGGUCACGCCCUUCGAGAUGGAGGUGGCCUGCAACCGCGGCCGCGAGUGGUCCGAGGACUACGUCACCGACUUCCGCAACCUCCUGCCAGGUGGGCAGAACCACGUGGCGCUGGGCAGUGAGCAGGAGGCGGGAGAGGAGACGGACGUGUCCCUGAUCACUGGGGCGCUGCGGAAGCACGGCCUGUGGUCUGAAGAGGCAGCGGUGCCCUCUGACGACCCCUCCUCCCUGGUCCUGAGGAACCAGAACCUCACCGUGGCCCAAACCCACACAGCAGCGUCCUACCUGGCGGGCCGCAGCUGGCAGGGCCUGGAGAGGAAGCUGGGAGAGACGGCGGUGACCAAGGCCGUCGAGGGCCGGAGGGGCAUCGCCAUCGCCUACGAGGGCGAAGGGAAGUCCUCGUGAUGACUCGCCCCGGUCAGAUCCACCACAGGCCUUAUUUAACCACCGCUGGUUCACCUCCAUGCAACAAGCCGCUCACACACGAUUGGACCGUUGUUUUAUGCACAUGUUUUAUUCAUAUUGGAAUGAUGGUAGCACAAUGUGAUGGCUAUCUACACUGGGGAGUCUGACCUCAGUCCCGCCCACAAUUGACUGUUCUACCAAACACUUACAAAGCUGUUUCAGGACCACUUAUUCAAAUAAAUCCCUGUAGACCGAGCAAAGAAGCCAUAGUUUAUUGUUUAACACAUGCGCGUUGUCUCAAACGGCUGUGCUUGUGACCAUGGUAUAAAUUGAGAAAUAAGUUAAUGCAAAUAAUAUGCCAGACAGCUCCCCGACAGAGCCCUGUUUGAGCAGAUAAGCUUCGAGGACAUGGAGUACAAAUUCCAUAGAAAAUAUAUAAAUGGGUUCACUCAGUUGAGUCAUGUUAAAGGUAAAUGUAUUGCAAACAAUUAUUUAUUUAUUUGUCCAAAGUAACUCAAAAUAAGUGCAUUCAGGCAUGUAUAUACAACCCAAAUGUUGCAAGAAUCAUGUGAGUACAUAAAAUGUAUCAAAUAGGCGAAUUGCUUCCAGUGCUACAAUCAGUUUCCAAACGGUGAGCACGCAGCAACGACGCAGCAACUGGUUAUAAGGCAUCCACCGGAGCUUCCACAUAGGCUGCAGGGAAUAUACCAGUACUUCCUUUACACUCCCCUUCAAACCAGUCCCGGUUCACUAAAGAAAUGGAACAAUUAAUAGUGAUUAAAACGUCACUCCUUUUUUAUCCAGGAUGAACAAAGUUUUUCCCAUGGCGGCGAGUUUGUGUGCGCUACCUUUAGUGAGGAGUAGGAUGCUGUCCCCCUGGUUAAAGCUGAGGUCCUCUGGAUUCUGGGACUCGUAGGAGUAUAGCGCCACAACAUGAAUCGACACCUCCGGGCUCUCUUUCACUGGCUAGCAACACAAAACGGGAACGGUUAGUUCACACCUCGUUAACCCUUCAGGCCCUGCAACCCUGAGUCCCUCUAAAACAGGAGCUAGUGAGGAGCGAUGCUCAGCCUGAUGAAGGCGCCUCCCACCUCCUCUUUGGGGAUACACCACAGAGUGAUGCGCCCACAGUUGGCACUGCUCCAGACCCCCUGCAUGUCUGUGCUGGCGUCCAUUACCGUCAGUCCAGCCGCUGGGGACGUGCAACUGCAGUACACAAAAAGGAUCACGCGAUUCGAAUGUUUGUGUUAAAUGGAUACAGGCUCAUUUCCAAACGGAGAGCAUUGUUGCAUACAUCAGUUUGUGAUUAUAUUUAUUCUCAUCACUGCUGCAUAUUUCAUUUCGAAUGUUUGUACCCUGUAAGUGAUUUGGCUACAGGCAAUACAAGUCUGGAUCCUAUGAAUAUAUUUAGUAUUUAUAAUCAAAUACACAUUUUCUUAAACUGAUGACAAACUGAUAAUUUUACUUUAAACAUGUUUUGAAAUUCUCUCUGUAAAGUUGUGGAAACAGCAAUUUCAGCAAUUCUGACGUAAUACCUCAAGGUGACGUAAUACCUUAAGGUGACAUCCUCCGCUGGCAGCUUCAGUUUCUUGCCGACCCGCUCCACCAGUGCAGUGAAGGGAGAACCGUAGUCUAUAUAGAGCGCUAGGUUGAAUUUGUAAUGCACUUUCACAAGGCAUGCCGAUUCUUCACUGUCUUCCGCAGUCUAAUCAGAGAGCGAGACCCAUAUCAGUUCUGAGGCAAGCACGCAUUACUUUAUUUUCGACCUAGAGAAAAAGGUGCUGGUCAAAUGACGGGUGAAGAUACGAUUUGAUUUGGCGUACCUCAGAGUUUUUGGUGUCUUCGUUGUUCUUACUGGGUGUAGGGACUUAAGAAGUACAGCUGGUUAACUUAAGAGUAUUAACAUUAGGAAACUAUCCAGUCCAACAAACCGUGUUGUUAUGUUUUGCAUGUUUAAAGUAUACCUUGUUCAGUUUCCGGUCGAGUGGGUGCCUUUCGCCUUGGAAGGUCUGCUAAAUAAAUGAUUUGGGAGUUGCCAUCCUACACAGAGACAAAUUAAUUGAUAUGCACUUAAAAACACUUGAAAUGAAUAGCUACACCUGGCAUGGCAGCGCAGAGACUGUAACAUUGUGCACAAUUAAAAUAAAACCACGCGCAAACUGCAUCUACUUUGUACUUGUGUCAGUGAUUUGUGAUUCUGGAUACAUUUAACUAUUCAAAGAAAAACAUGUCUGGGUGAUACAUGCUGUGCUUUAGAAUCCAAGUGAAAACACUGGUAAACUACCAAAAUGGAAAACAUUCCCUUACUUGAGUUGGUUUUGAAUUCAGAUUGAUCUCCAUCCGCUCCAGGUAAUUGUAGGGAACCAGGCCUCUCUGUAAACACAGGAGCCAGGAGUAGUAGUAACUGACUAACUGAAGCACAACCCAUUAUAUGCAUCCCUAGCCUGGGCUGUACGUAUUGGGUUAUUAUUAAAGUGGACUGUGAUGUUUUGUACGUACUCUUUCAUUGAAGACCACUGAGGCCCAGUUGUCGUCGCCCUUCUGCAACACAAACACUACGUUCCCGGGCAGCACGGCCAGCUCGCCGCUCGUCUCCGGGGAGAACGCAAAGCGCACUAUGUGGGGUUCUCCCUCGAAGGCCCUGGGGAGGCACAGAACGCCAGUGGCGGGGGACGGUUUGGCCUGUGAUGGUCAGUUCACGUCACACUUCCUUCAUACAUUGGAACUUUUGCCUUGGUGGAUCACGUUGUUGCAGUCACAGAGUGUAUAUGUGUGGUCGCCGCACAAAUCUAUAAUGUUCUAUGAUGUAGGCCUCUAUGGGAUGUGAAUAUUACUGAUGUAUGCCUCUAUGGGAUGGGAUUUGAAUUAACCUGAUGUAGGCCUCUUGGAUGUGAAUAAACCUGCUGUAGGCCAGUAUGGGAUGGGAUGUGGAUAAACCUGAUGUAGGCCUUGAUGGGAUGGGAAUAAGCCUGAUGUUGGUUUAAGGGACGUGAAUGUGGCCCCUAGGGUUAGGGUCAAAAUGACCAGACUACGUUGAUCAAAG